AUUCUAUAUAAAAUCCAACUCUACCUUAAACUCAUAACCAAACUCAUCAAAAUAUCAAAAGUUUCAUCAACAAUGGCAUCUUUAGAACCAUCACCAUCUACCACCACCAACAACAACCAGCAAGACCUCCCACUAAAACAAAUCCCAGGCACCUAUGGUCUCCCCUUCAUCGGACCGAUUUUCGACCGCCAUGACUACUUCUACAACCAAGGUAAAGACAAAUUCUUCUCAACAAGAAUCCAAAAAUACAAUUCAACAAUCUUUAGAACAAACAUGCCACCAGGUCCCUUCAUUUCCUCAAACCCAAGAGUCAUAGCACUCUUAGACGCCGCAUCUUUUCCGAUCCUCUUCAACAACAAAAAAGUCGAAAAAUAUAAUGUCCUCGACGGUACAUUCAUGCCGUCGACAAAUUUCACCGGCGGUUACCGUGUUUGUGCUUACUUAGACACAACUGAACCAAGCCAUGCACUUAUCAAAGGUUUCUAUCUUAAUACUCUUUUGUCAAGAAAAGACACUUUUGUCCCUCUUUUUAGAACUAUACUUUCUGAUGCUUUUAAUGUGAUUGAAGAUGAGCUUGCUAGUAAAAAUGGUAAAGCAGAUUUUAACUCUGUUGUUAGUGAUGCUUCAUUUAACUUCAUGUUUCGUCUCUUUUGUGAUAAUAAAGACCCUUCUGAAACUAUCCUUGGUUCUCAAGGUCCUAAAAUGUUUGAUACAUGGCUACUAUUUCAACUUGCUCCACUUGCAACUUUAGGGCCCCCUAAGAUAUUUAAUUAUCUUGAAGAUCUCUUGCUUCGUACUAUUCCAUUUCCAGCUUGUUUGGCAAGGUCUUCUUACAAGAAGCUCUACGAAACAUUUUCUUCAUCAGCGGUAACACUUUUAAACGAAGCAGAAAAAGCCGGUUUAAAAAGAAGUGAAGUCUGCCACAAUAUCGUUUUCACAGCCGGCUUCAACGCAUAUGGAGGAUUAAAGAAUCAAUUCCCAAUUCUCUUCAAAUGGGUCGGUCUAAGCGGCCUUUCACUACACAAAGAACUCGCAAACGAGAUAAGAACCGUUGUAAAACAAGAAGGCGGAGUAACAAUUCAGUCAUUGGAAAAAAUGUCGUUAGUAAAAUCCGUUGUUUAUGAAGCAAUGCGAAUAGAACCUGCCGUCCCUUAUCAAUAUGCAAAAGCAAGAGAAGAUUUGAUCGUGAAGAGUCAUGAUGCAAGUUUCGAAAUUAAAAAAGGUGAGAUGAUAUUUGGAUACCAACCGUUCGCGACUAAGGAUCCUAGGGUUUUCGAUGAUGCCGAGGUUUUCGUUCCAAAUAGGUUUAUUGGAGAAGGUGAGAAGUUGUUGAAGUAUGUUUUAUGGUCUAAUGGGAAAGAAAUAGAGGAGCCUUCUAUAGAUAAUAAACAAUGUCCAGGGAAGAAUCUUGUUGUGCUUUUGUGUAGAUUGUUCUUGGUGGAGUUUUUCUUGCAUUAUGAUACUUUUGGAUUUGAGUCUAAAAAUAAUGCUUUUGGUGCUGCUGUUACUAUUACUUCACUCACUAAGGCUUCUACGAUUUGAAGUUGUUUUUCCAUUGUGUUUAUAGGUUUUUUGUUUUGUUGUUGUUCUUCCUUCUCUUUAAAAUUGUGAAUGGAAUAUGUUGUAAAAGUUUGUUCAAUAAUUUGUUUUUUUCAUU
Molecule: messenger RNA, 1657 nt
Organism: Trifolium pratense (red clover)
Lineage: Eukaryota; Viridiplantae; Streptophyta; Magnoliopsida; Fabales; Fabaceae
Product: allene oxide synthase 3-like
Exons: 2
Coding region: 73-1542 (489 amino acids)
Biological process (GO): sterol metabolic process
Molecular function (GO): iron ion binding; monooxygenase activity; oxidoreductase activity, acting on paired donors, with incorporation or reduction of molecular oxygen
Source: RefSeq, a predicted model, not a curated record